AUGAUCGGCUGCCCGUUCGGUGUUCCCAAUGAGAGCGAUACAGAGACAAACAGUACGAUGACUUCGUGGGUUUACGACGGUGGUCCUGACGGUAAUGGGCAGAAUUUUCAGGGGGAAGGAACUGUCCUAGUCCGGAAUACACUAGCGUCAAGACGCAAAACCCGUGUCACCGAGUUGCUGCAAAAACAAAGCCCUACGCGCAUCGCUGUCUUUCUCCGAAAGAAAUCGCCCCUCUACUCCCUAGGGAAUGACGAGGUGCUUGCGAGGGCAUGCUCCACCCUCGGUAUCGACCCGGUAGCGAGCCGCGCUCAACUCAUGACCAUCUACAAAUGGGACCGUCUGACCAUCUUUGUGUUCAACGUCUGGUACGGCGACUACGACUGGGCUAUAGCACACCACAAGGUCGACCUUCCCGUCGUCCUUGUCGAUUAUGGGAAGAAGGUGUCCACGACUAGAGUGUGCAGCCCGGAGUUUCGCGACGAGGUUAACCACUUCGUUGCGAGACAGCACGAGCUCCACGGCUGGGAUAGCAAGCCGCCCUAUCUGGAGGACCAUACGCUCCCGGGCAACGUACCAACAUACCCGAAUCCUCGCUGCGUCACAGUCGUUGGGCCGGACGGCGUUGCACGCCGUCAAGUAAAGACGCCGCCGCCAGGGUCGACCUCCGCAUACGCGUCAGGGGCUGGCAGUAAGGAGGUUCUGUGCCACACCAACAAUGCAGUUCGUGAAGGUGGAGGGGAAAGCGGCUAA
Messenger RNA from Thermothielavioides terrestris NRRL 8126, 750 nucleotides. RefSeq lists its product as uncharacterized. The record is from RefSeq and is a predicted model, not a curated record. The transcript is spliced from 4 exons. NCBI's taxonomy places the organism in Eukaryota, Fungi, Ascomycota, Sordariomycetes, Sordariales, Chaetomiaceae. The coding region runs from base 1 to 750 and encodes 249 amino acids.